AUUAAUCACUCUUGAAACUUCAACAGCAUCGGUUGCAACCCGGUCUUCAAACUUAUAACAGAUUUAAUAAAACUAUAAAAAUGUAUUUCCUGUAUAUUUUAUUUGCCGUCAUCUUCUCAGCGUCAGCUCAGGAGUUUGUUGAACCGGCAUUUGUUGUCGAACCUUAUCUUGAAUGGUACGUGGGUCAACGUGUUCGUCGUGACGUCACUUUUGAUAAACAGAUCGGUGACGGAAAGGUGUUCGGGACACUCGGACAAAACGAUAAGGGACUGUUUGGUAAAGGUGGCUAUGAGCAUCAGAUCUUCAAUGAUCACCGCGGAACUCUAAACGCUCAGGCGUACGGAACCCGGGUCCUUGGACCAACCGGGGACUCCUCGAACCUCGGAGGAGCACUUAAUUGGAAGAACCCUAACGCAGCCGCCUCCUUUGACAUCAGCAAACAGAUACAUGGUGGCACUUCAUAUCAAGCAGCAGCUGGUGGGAGAUGGCCGGUCGGUAAGAAUGGUGACUUCUCCCUCCAGGGAACGUACGGUAAACAGCCCGGCAUGAGCAGAGAAUACGGCGGUCUGGGUAGCUUUAACUACAGGUGGUGAUGCUAUUGACUGUUGACUGAUAAAAAUAUUUGUAAAUAUAUUAAUUAAUAAUACACUAUUUUUAAAUAAAAUAAAUGCAAUUUAAUUUCUGA
Molecule: messenger RNA, 685 nt
Organism: Danaus plexippus (monarch butterfly)
Lineage: Eukaryota; Metazoa; Arthropoda; Insecta; Lepidoptera; Nymphalidae
Product: gloverin-like
Exons: 5
Coding region: 81-593 (170 amino acids)
Source: RefSeq, a predicted model, not a curated record